This is a messenger RNA of Caenorhabditis briggsae, 411 nucleotides long. NCBI's taxonomy places the organism in Eukaryota, Metazoa, Nematoda, Chromadorea, Rhabditida, Rhabditidae. The transcript has a single exon. Bases 1 to 411 code for a protein of 136 amino acids. The record is from RefSeq and is a predicted model, not a curated record.
AUGUUAGGAUAUAAACCCCUCUUUCAACUUCUCUUCCUUCUCAUCUGCCUCCUAACAUGUCUAGACUCCCGAAGACGUGCUGGUGCCGGCCGAGCAUUUGAAGAUCGGAAGGCAGAUGAGAGGCACUUCGACUACAAAUCGGCACCCGGAGAAGCGAUUCCAGAAGAUUCAGAAGAGAGUGAGAAGCCGAAAAUUGUUCUGGGCAGCGGAGGAGGGAGUACGGUAGAACCUUCUAGUACGACUACAGAAGUUCCAACGACGACAGAGGAAGAGACAACAACAACACAGUCAAAUGAGGAUUGUGGGUUUUUAUCAACUUUUAUUAGAAAAAAAACGAGCAAAAAAGAGCUGUACAUUAUCAAUAUUGAACUAAAGCCUGUAAUAGAAGGGCCUCUAACUUUGAGCACGUGA